Gordionus sp. m RMFG-2023 is the source of this 5024-nucleotide messenger RNA. RefSeq lists its product as uncharacterized. The coding region runs from base 11 to 4786 and encodes 1591 amino acids. Lineage: Eukaryota; Metazoa; Nematomorpha; Gordioida; Chordodea; Parachordodidae. The record is from RefSeq and is a predicted model, not a curated record. The transcript is spliced from 12 exons.
AGUAGGAGGUAUGCUGAGGUUGAUAGUAGUAAAAAAUGCAUUUGACCAAUUAGAAAUGUUGGGAAGGGUUCAGAUUCCCAUACCAGAAGAUAUCAAUAGUCAGUAUUAUAUAAACAAAGGUGAAAUAUCUUAUGGUGAUUUUUCUUUCGUUCACAUGCCCCACACUCAUGAUACAACUAAUGAUGAUAAUCUAAAAGUGAAUUCUUUAAUAUGUGAAGAUAAAACUGAUUGUAUUGUUCGUUUAACAUUUAAUUAUUCAAAGAUCGAAUUUUCCUUCAAACAUAACGACUUAAUUAUCAACAGCGAGUUAAAUUUGCCCUUAAACCAAAACUUUUAUAUAUCAUCGAAGAAUAAAGCAGACAGAAUUUCCGAGUUAUACUUGGGUAAUCCACCAGCCCUUGCCAAGUUACUCAAAAAUAGAGAUUUAUUUAAACCUAAAGAAAUAUGGUCAAUGGCAUUGAAUAAUCAUUUCAAGGGAUGUUUAACCAAUUUAUUUAUAAAUGAAGAACCUUUGAAUAUUAAUGCUGUUUUGGCAGUAGAAAAAGAUAAAAAUAAUGUGUCCUUUGGUUGCAAUUAUUCAUGUGUCAGAAAUAUUGAAGGAUGUGGACAUCCUAUUUCAUUUAAACAAAAUGAAAACAAACUCAAAAAAGAUGCCAAAUAUUUCGAGUUUAAAGGUUCGGAUUUUAUUAGAAUUAGUUUUAAGGAGGAGGUUAGUACAGAGGCUGAAGAGAUCAGUUUUUGGUUUUUGACUAAAGAACCCAACGGAUUCUUGGUGUCGACUAUGAAUUACAGGGAAGAAAUGGUUUCUUUACAACUUUCCAUCAUUGAUUCGUCGCUAAAGAUCUUCUUAAAUUUCGGGAAUGGACCUAUAAUAUUCCGACAAGGUGAUAAUCUAAGCGACGGCUCAUGGCAUUAUCUUCUAUUUAAACGGUACGGGGAUAAAAUGGAAAUCCAAAUUGAUGACAGGAUACCAGAAUCAUAUUCAAUUCCUUUUAAGUACAAAAAAGUUAACAACUCUAGUCCACAUCAUAAGAUAACGAAAAAAAUACACAAAUCCUCGGAAUCACAAAAAAAUACCUUAAAUGAAGCGUUCUCAAUUCCAACGCUCAAUUUUCGGGCGAUAGAUAUAGGAUCCUUUAAUGUACUUUCCAACACGGCUAUAAAUUUUACCCAUCGUCAAACCUCUAGCUUUAGAGGAAAAAUAAGAAAAUUCGUAUUUAAUAACCUAAACAUAUUCGAUACUCUUAUAAACGGAGGUCCCACUACCCCAGUUAAACCUAAAUGGCUCAAUCAAUCAGGGUACGAUAUAUACGAAGCUUCAAAACUCUACGAUAUAAGGUCAAAUAUAAUCAUUAACGACGUUAGUAAUUCUAACCAGCUAAAAAAUAGUGAUAAUAAUAACAGGAACUUAAUCGUACAUGGGGAAGUCAAAGAGGAUAAUGUAUUCGCUCUGAGUACUAAGCCUUAUUCUAUCAUAGGUAUAGAAGACCACAAUGCAGUAUAUAGUAAAGAUGGUAGUAUUAAGGAUGAAUCAAAAUAUGAAGACAAUUCCCUGUUGAUUUCUCAACCCGUGACGUUUAACACAGCAGAGUCAUUCGUAACACUACCCAAACCAGUCCAAGAUGUUAAAAUGAAUAUUUACAUUCGUUUUCGUACUAUAUCUCCUAAUGGAAUUAUAUUUUACUAUGAAGGAAUCGAUAUGGAAUUUAUAUGUAUCGAAUUAGUAGACGGGUUGAUUAAUUAUGUUUUCAAUUUCGGAGCUGGUCCACAGUUUCUAAAAUCAAAUACGCUGCAUAGGCUAGACGAUAACAAUUGGCAUGAAGUCACCAUUUCAAAAACCACCGUUAACGAUCAUGUUUUGAUAGUAGAUUUUUCGGUAGUUAAAACUAUGUCUCAAGAUACAAAAUACGAAUUUUUCGAGGGGAACAGCGGAACAAUAUAUGUUGGUGGGGUUCCGGAGCAAAUUCUUAAUUUUCCACCUGGGCUUAUAAAAUCGAAUGCAGGCUACCAGGGAUGUUUAGCCUCUUUAAACAUAAAUGGUUGGGAACCAGAUUUAUUAGUUGAUUCUCUUUUUAAAUUCGAACCCCCUUUUCUGGAGCCUGGCUGCAACGGACCUAAGGAACAAUGCCUGCGGGGAAUUCUAGUCAAGAGAGAUUUAUAUUCAAAAUUGUAUUACUCCCAUAAAAUUGCUCAUGAAAAUGAUGUAAGUUAUGAUAAUGAGAGUGACUACAACUUAAAAGAGCAUUAUAGAAAUAAAAAAUUAAUGAGGAAACGAAAUAUGCGAAGUCAACAAUUGUGUCAUAAUGAGGGCAAAUGUAUACAACAUUGGAACACAUGGUCUUGCGAUUGCAAGUUAACUGGGUAUGAUGGAGAGGAUUGUUCUCAAUACAGCAACGCAUCAUAUAACUUUGGUGUAGGCCCUUCCACAUCAAUGCUCAUAUCUCACAUCGCUUCAUCCACGUUAAGAAGUGAUUCAAAUAAAGAAGAGAGUGGUAUCAUAUCUUAUUAUUUUCCUACCUACGAUCAAACGGACUCAAAAUCUGAAUUUCUAGCCAUCGGCUUCGCAACUUUACACCAGCAAGGUGAAAUAAUGAGCGUUAGAAGCUCGCAGAGUAAUGAUUAUAUCGAUCUUUCUAUCAUAAAUGGAAACGUGAGACUCAAGACAGAUUUAGGGAUGGGAGAAAGAAUUCUCACUGUUUAUCCUUCUGUCCUCAUUCAUAUUUUUAAUACAGAACCAAAUUCUAGCUCAAUCAUCAAAAAUUUCUCUAUAAGUCACGCCUCAUCUCUUUAUUCCAAUUCAUUUGCCGAUGGACGUUACCACGUGAUAAACUAUGAAAGGAUAGAUAAUAACCUCACACUGUCUGUUGAUCAUAAAUAUAUGAUACAUCGUUCAUUUUCCGAUUCACCAGCUAGGCGAGAGAAUCCUCCGACUUUCGAUAGUAUAGCGGAAAUAUCUUUGGGGGGAAAUUCAAUCUAUAACUCACAUAAAAGAAAGAGGGAUAUUUACCAUUUAGAACCCAAUCAAAUUUUAAGAUUUUAUCCGAAAAAUGGGAAAUAUUUAAAACGGCAAAUAUCGAGAACAGGAGGUGGCCAUUUUAAAGGGAUAUUAUCGGCAGCCUCAUUUAAUGGGCUAAUGAUUCUCGAUGAAGUCUUAAAGGGAAGUUCUAAUACAUUCGUUGAAGGACGUGUAGAAAAAGUGGUUUCUAUGAAGGAAGAGUUGAAAAAAAUGGUAAAACCGUUGUCUCACACGAAGCCUAUAUAUAAAAUAAGACCUAUUCAAGAAUAUAAGACAUCUACAUUGGACAUGGAGUCAACAACAUUAAUUUCUGGUUAUUUGCUGUGCACGGCGAAAUCAAAUUUUAAUAAUUGCUCUAACACCGAUGACUCCAAAGAUGAAGAUAGAUUGGUGACACCUUAUUAUCCUAGACUAAUUCCAACAACAACCUCUAAUAUAAAAAUAAACCUCAUCGAUGAUGAAGAUGGCCAGAUGAUUAGGAAUGAUUGGUCAGGAUCUGGUUAUAUAGAUGAGAAUAUAAAAUAUAGAGAAAAUCAAAUGGAUACACAUUUUAAUGUAAAUUCAACUUUGUCUACUUAUCUACAUCCACAAUCGACAAAGAACACAAAUAAUUUGGAAGAUACUAUGUCUAGGGACGGUUUAUCUUAUUUAUCGACAAUUUAUAAUUAUCCAAGCAAUAUAAUUGUGAAUUCAACCAUAUAUACCAGCAUAAAACCUGGCUUUCAUAAAGAUAACCUAAAAAACAACAUUACAAAAAAGCCAUAUUUUAAGGUUUCAAACGUGUUCUUCAAUAAACGGAGAACCAAAAUUUUUAUAAUUGUGUGUUCGUUAAUAGCAAUUUUAUUGGUGAUACUUUGUUGUAUAGCCCUGUGUUGUUGUAUAGGCACGAUCAACAGAAGGCGUAAAACGAAGAAAUCACAAGGUCAGAAAAAUGUGCAAAAGUUGGAUAAUAAAAAACUUGACAAUUAUGUCGUAGAGAACAAAUGUUCGGUAAAAAAUCACAAAUUAAAUGGUGAAAAAGUCCUUAUCACAAAUACUACCAUUAACUACACAACCAAUCCCAUCAAAGUUACAGAAAAUGUGCUGUCAUUUAGUAAUCCAUUUUUGCAAUACAACCCUGUAAUCUCGGAUACAAAUGACAACAGUCGUUUAGAUGUUAAUUUUAAAGCCAAAGGAUUGGAUUCGUUAAAUUCCUCUAAAAAGGGAGGUAAAAUAAAAAUGAUAUUUAGCAAAUCCGAAGAGCGGGGAGCUGUUUACCAAAACUUGACAACACAGGACGAAGAUUAUGAAACGGAGGAAAUUGAUAGUUGUUACAACACGCUGUCGCACACUGAAGCUAACGAGGAUGGAGCUCUAGUUAACCCUUCACACAACUUUCUUUCCCCCAAACCUUUAUCUAAUGCUGGUGGAAAGGAUGACUUAAUAAGUUUCGCUCCAGGGUCCAUGAUCAAAAAUCAUUUGUCAAUAGUAACUAGAGGACAUCAACAACCUAUAAAAUGCUUGACACCCCCCAUUAUUUAUCACGGUUUAGACCCAUUAAGAAAUGGUGGAGCUACCCUUAAUCAUAAAUAUGCCCUCGAACAAUUCCAAAACGGUUGUCACACGCUACCUCAUGUUAAUAAUCAUUACAAUAACGGGAACAAAAAUAGACUGGACAAUACCUUUGAUGAAGUAAAUUACGUUUCCAUAAAUAAAAUCAAAAUGGGAGAAAAAAUAGCGCCCUCAGCUAUAAAUCCUUCAGAUAAGCCUAUGAAGGAAUGGUAUGUGUGACUAUAUAAUUUAUUAUAUAGAAAAUUAACAAUAUUAAAAUGUCACGAUAUUAAUAACUAUUGCGAAUUCGUAAUGAAACUCAAUAAAUUAAAUAGAAGAAGCUAAAAAAAAAUAAUAUUCAUAAUUAUAAAGUUCUUCCUAUGUUCCACAUUUUUUGAUAUUUUAAUUAAAACAUGCAUUUAUAAAUUUGGACAAUAAAAUUAGUUAAUAAAUUGACAUGUAAAAUAUUAUAAAUUUA